Molecule: messenger RNA, 1187 nt
Organism: Macrobrachium nipponense
Lineage: Eukaryota; Metazoa; Arthropoda; Malacostraca; Decapoda; Palaemonidae
Product: exoskeleton protein RP43-like
Source: RefSeq, a predicted model, not a curated record
UCCACGAAGUGUUUCUGUCCAGAACGCCAGAUCUCUCUAGGCGGAACUCACCAUGACCCGGAUGACGAAGCUACUUUUCUUACCUGGCAUAUGGCUGCUGCUGCUUCUGGCUGGCACCGAGAGUGCUCCCAAGACGACGACGACGGCGACAGAAGAGCCACCGGAAAAACAGCCAAAGGCUCUGGUCCGCGAUGAAGCCACUCUUCCACCAAAGACAACGACGAAAUGGCACGAAAAACCUCUGGUCCGCAAUGAACCCACUCUUCCACCAAAGACAACGACGAAAUGGCACGAAAAACCUCACGAAAAACUUCAACAGCGACAGAUAACGAACUGCAGUGUCAGCACAGGUCGAAUAGUGGCGUCCUCAGGUACAAUCGGGAUAGGGUCCAUUGGAGGAAACUACAACGAUAACGAAUAUUGUGUCUGGGAGAUCGAGGUUCCUGAAGGACUGAUCAUUAGGUUCACAUGGGAGUACUUCGAACUAGAGGGUCCAGAGUCUUGGUGCCCUUAUGACUACGUCGAUAUUUCUGAUUAUGAAACUGGAGACAGCUUGACUGGAAGGGUUUGUGGCAGCAGCAUUCCACGGUCUGUCAGGAGCCGCAGUAACAUCGUCAGGGUGACUUUCAACAGCGAUUAUUCUGUCACGUAUCAGGGAUUCGGGCUCCGUUUUGAGGCUUCAUCAGAUGUGUAUGAAACAACUGAGACCACAACAACAACAACUUGGCUACCUCAGACGAGCUGCAGUGUUGACACAGGACGAAUAGUGGAGUCCUCAGGUGAAAUCGGGAUAGGGUCCAUUGGAGGAAGCUACAACAAUAACGAAUAUUGUGUCUGGGAGAUCGAGGUGCCCGAGGGACUGACCAUUAGGUUCACAUGGGAGUACUUCGAUCUAGAGGGUCCAAGUUCUUGGUGCCCUUAUGAUUACGUCGAUAUUUCUGAUUAUGAAACCGGAGUCAGCAGGGCCGGAAGGAUUUGUGGCAGCAACAUUCCACGUACCAUCAGGAGCCGCAGUAACCUGGUUAGGGUGACUUUCAGCAGUGAUUAUUCUGUAACGUUACAGGGAUUCAAGCUUCAAUUUGAGGCUGUCUCAGGUCCGUAUGAGACAAGUGUACCAGCAGAGACAACAACUUCGGCCGGCUGGUACGAAACUCAGCUUCCACAAGGGAGCUGCAGCGUCGAUACAG